UAUAAAACAAACAGUCCCUAAGCUGUUGAGAAUGGAUUCCUUGUUCCAAACUCGUCUUCUUGCUUCGUGGCGGAGAAAGCUAGCCAGAAAUUCCAGGAUUAUUACACUAAUUGGCCGGCCAAAAGCAGAGCAGCGACAACCAUAUGUUUUCCUAUUUUUUCUCAUGCAUAUUCCAGAUCGUUUUGAUCGAAACGCUCAAACAAUCAAUGCUGUCAAUACCAUUUCACUAGCAUAUAGGCAUCUCGACCAGCCGUUAUCUGAACUCAGAAUGCGAUGGGGUGUGUUCAGGCCAAAGGGGCAAUGCACACGCCGCCUCGCCGGGCUGAGAAGUUGAAACUACAAAAUGGGUAUGUGAAAGAUGGUGACGUUGCUCAAAAACAGGAUCCUUUUGAUGGCGGUGUUAAUAGAGUUCUCGGUGGGAGAGGAGGGAGGAGGAUCAGCAGAGAAGACGAGAGUGAUGAAGUUAAUAUUUCACGAAGGAUUACAGUGAAGAAGAAUGGUGCAGAUGAGGUUUUUGAUGGAUGGCCAAAGUGGCUUGUAGAUAACAUCCCGAGAGAUGUGUUAGCUGGCUUGGUCCCAAAGCUUAUUGAUUCAUAUGAUAAGUUAGCUAAGGUGGGCCAUGGAACAUAUAGCAAUGUGUAUAAGGCUAGGGACAGGGAAACUGGAAAGAUUUUUGCUUUAAAGAAGGUCCGAUUGGAUACCUCUAAGCCAGAAAGUGUGAAGUUCAUGGCAAGAGAGAUCAUAAUAUUAAAGCACCUAGACCAUCCAAACAUCAUUAAGCUUGAAGGUCUAGCCAUGUCAAGAAUGCAAUACAGUCUCUACUUGGUCUUUGAUUUCAUGCCAUCAGACUUGGCGAAAAUUAUUUCCAGUCGAGAGGGCAAGCUUGCAGAGUCACAGGUUAGAUGCUACAUGCAGCAACUACUUUCAGGUCUCCAGCAUUGCCAUGAGAAGGGAAUUUUACAUAGGGACAUCAAAGGAUCCAAUGUAUUAAUAGACAAAAGUGGAAUGCUAAAAAUUGGCGAUUUUGGGCUGUCUAAUUAUUUCCAACCUAGACAAAAACGCCCUCUUACAAGCCGAGUUGUGACACUCUGGUAUAGGGCUCCAGAACUAAUUUUAGGAUCCACAGAUUAUGGAGUUGGGAUUGAUCUUUGGAGUGCAGGAUGCCUAUUGGCAGAGAUGUUUCUAGGAAGGCCAAUCAUGCCUGGUAGGACAGAGGUUGAGCAACUUCACAGGAUUUACAAGCUCUGUGGUUCACCAUCUGAGGAUUAUUGGAAAAGAAUGAAACUACGCACAACCUUUCAACCACCACAACGCUAUAAUCCUAGUUUUCAAGAAGUUUUUGCAGGCUUACCCACCUCUUCUUUUGGUCUAUUGACCACACUGCUGUCUCUGGACCCAGCAUAUCGAGGAACUGCUGCUUCUGCUCUCCAGAAUGAAUUCUUUGGUGAGGAGGAUGAACUAAUUCAGACCAAGGAUCAGAACAUGAAUAGGGCUCCCAAAACAAAGCAACAGCAUGGGAGAGUUGACGAAGGCAAUGAAAGAAAGAAUUCACUUACCAGAACAGCCAAAGAAGGCUUUGGAUCUCCAAAAAAGUCAUGUAAUGCAGAGCCAAAAUUGCAGAGCCAAGCGAUGGGUAGAACUGCAACUAAAACAUGCUCUAGUAGAAAACCAAGCAGAACUGAUCGGCAGACUCCAUCUCCUUUUCCAUAUUCAGAUUUCCAUUCUAAUGGAAACCGGGCUGCAACGACCGAGGCACAUCCUAAUGCCAUGAAGAACAUAAAGAACUAUCCCCUCUCGCUUGGUGCCACAGCAUAUGACAGCAACCACAUCAAGAUUGGAGAAAACAAAUUGGGUAAUGGAAGGUCAUUGUCUACCGUUGAUUUUCGAACUACUGGUAUGGCAAAGAUAUCAAAACUGUUUGAAUUAACAGAUAACUAGCUCGGGAAAAUGGCACCCAGGCCCCGUUUCACAAUCACAAGUUAUACACUUCCAGCUUGUCUAGAAGCAUUACCUUGUCUUGAUCUUGCAGGUUUGCUCAAGAAGUGUUCUAUGAAAAUUUAAUCAUAUUUAGCUCUAUACUUGAUUGGUGGCCAUAUUUCUUGUAACUAACUUUUUCUAAUGAGAUUAAAGCUUGAUAUGUUGAAACAGAUCAU
Molecule: messenger RNA, 2153 nt
Organism: Diospyros lotus (date-plum)
Lineage: Eukaryota; Viridiplantae; Streptophyta; Magnoliopsida; Ericales; Ebenaceae
Product: probable serine/threonine-protein kinase At1g54610
Exons: 7
Coding region: 274-1938 (554 amino acids)
Biological process (GO): protein phosphorylation; positive regulation of transcription elongation by RNA polymerase II
Cellular component (GO): cyclin-dependent protein kinase holoenzyme complex; nucleus
Molecular function (GO): ATP binding; RNA polymerase II CTD heptapeptide repeat kinase activity; cyclin-dependent protein serine/threonine kinase activity
Source: RefSeq, a predicted model, not a curated record